Messenger RNA from Paramecium tetraurelia, 825 nucleotides. RefSeq lists its product as uncharacterized. The transcript has a single exon. The record is from RefSeq and is a predicted model, not a curated record. Lineage: Eukaryota; Ciliophora; Oligohymenophorea; Peniculida; Parameciidae.
AUGCUAUAAUCUCUAAAUAAAUUGAAAUUGUAGCUCAGAGCAGAAAUUGAAAUUCUUAAAAUGUGUUUGGAUAAGGGAAAGUCAACAACGAUGGUAUAAAUGAUUGAUAAGAAUAAAUAACGAUUGGAAUAGGAUGGAAAACAAUUGGAACUAAUAAUAAAAAGAUUAGAGGAAGGAAAUCAGUUAACCUUAAAUGAGAAGGAUAAAUUGGACACUUUAAAAUUGAAUAUCAGCAAGGUAUUGAUACAAAAUGAAAAAAUUUACAAUUCGGAUGAGUAAUUCAAAGAUUUAAUUUCAAAAGUUCCCAGAAUAAAAGACGAUUAAAGUUAGAAUCAAUCAUUCCAAUAAAGCAAGAAGGAAGAGUCCUCCAUUUAAAUUAAAUCUGCUAUUAAAACAAUAUAAUAAACAACAUAAGAAUAAUAACAACCAUAAGAAGUUUAUCAAUAAUAUCAGAUAGUAAGAAAUAAUGUGGAUAAUUUGAUUUCUGAAAUCUCUAAUUUAAAUUUACGAGUUGAUAAUCAUAAACAUACUGACUUGCAAUAAUAAAUUGAUAAAUUGAAAUUAGAAAAUGCAAAGAUGCAAGCCAAUUUUAAAUUACUCAAAUAAGACAAUACUGAAUUGUUCUUUAUUAAUAAUGAUAUCAAAAAAUUGAUUUAAUAGAUUGAGAUGGAUAAUGAGGAGAUCAUUAAAUCUAUGAAUAUCUUAAGAGAAUAGAGCAAACCGAUGAGUAAUCCCUAAUCCAGAUUAUCUAAUUAUUAUAUCCCUUAUGAUGAAACUAAAGCAUAAGAGGCAGAUGAAAUUAUGAAUAGAUUAAAGUAAAAUUGA